This is a messenger RNA of Micromonas pusilla CCMP1545, 668 nucleotides long. RefSeq lists its product as uncharacterized. The coding region runs from base 26 to 550 and encodes 174 amino acids. The record is from RefSeq and is a predicted model, not a curated record. Gene Ontology annotation, cellular component: P-body; RNA polymerase II, core complex. The transcript is spliced from 2 exons. Gene Ontology annotation, biological process: transcription initiation at RNA polymerase II promoter; DNA-templated transcription; positive regulation of nuclear-transcribed mRNA poly(A) tail shortening. Lineage: Eukaryota; Viridiplantae; Chlorophyta; Mamiellophyceae; Mamiellales; Mamiellaceae. Gene Ontology annotation, molecular function: single-stranded RNA binding; single-stranded DNA binding; translation initiation factor binding.
UCGGCGAUCGCGGAGAGAGGGCGCGAUGUUUUUUCACAUCGAGCAGGAGAAGAACAUAGUCCUAGAGCCGAUGUACUUCGGGAAGCGGAUGCGGGAGAUGAUCGAGUCGCGGGUCCGGCAAGAGGUCGAAGGAAGCUGCACGGGGAGACACGGGUACAUCGUCAUGGUGACGAAUAUCGUGCACAUCAGCGAGGGGAUGAUCACGGACGACGGCACCGCGCGCGCGAAGUUCCACGUCAAGUACAGCGCCAUCGCGUUUCGCCCGUUCAAAAACGAAGUCUUGGACUGCGUCGUCGUGCAGGUGACCAAGUUCGGGUUCUUCGCCGAGGCCGGCCCGCUGAAAUUGUUCGUCUCGAACCAGCUCGUGCCGGAAGAGAUGGUGUUCGAGAGCGUGGACGAGAACGCGUACGUCGACAAGACGGACAUUUCGCACAGGAUCGUGAAGGAUAUCGAGGUGCGCGUGAAAGUCGUCGGGCUGCGCAUCGACCACAACGAAAUAUUUUGCGUCGCAACGAUGAAGGAACCUUAUCUCGGACCUAGUCCUGCCUAGGACUAGGUGGAGCGGUAGAGGUCGCCGCGUGGACGGUGCGACGUGUUGGGGGUGGGCGGAGAUGCGGGUAUCUUAUAGCGAGCGCGGCGUCGAUGUAACGAAAGAAGACGCCUCGAAC